AUCAGACCUUUGCACGAGAGGUCCAAGGGUUCACCCUCGUUGCAACAACUGCUUCAGCUUCACAACACAGGGGUAGAACCUGCAAGUAAUUCGCAAUUUUAUCCUGAUAUUUUGGGUGAUAAAACCUGCGAUCAAACAUAGUCAUACAAGUACAAUCGCUGCAUCUUCUGCACAGUUAUGAGUGGCGAGGCCUAUGAUGUGAUGGUCGUGGGUUCCUGCAUGACAGACCUUGUCAGUCAGACCCCAAGGUUGCCCAAAAUCGGAGAGACCAUCCAUGGCCACAGAUUCUUCAUUGGCUUCGGAGGGAAAGGAGCCAACCAGUGCGUACAGGCGGCCAGGCUGGGAGCCAAAACGGCAAUGGUCUGCAAGGUUGGCAAAGAUGUUUUUGGGGACAAUUACAUACAAAACUUUAAGAACAAUGGCAUAGCUACAGACUUCGUGGAGCAGACUAGCGAGGCGGCCACUGGAGCCGCCUCCAUCAUCGUCACUGAUACAGGUGAGAAUGCCAUUGUGAUCGUGCCGGGUGCCAACCUGUUGCUAGGCGACGGUGAGCUGGAGCGGGCGGAGGGGGCCCUGAGUCGUGCUAAGGUGCUCAUAUGCCAGCUGGAGAUCAGCGCCGACACCUCACUGAAGGCCCUCCGCGCGGCACACAAGCACCGCGUUAAGACCAUUUUCAAUCCCGCACCUGCCGCCUCUGACCUGUCCCCAGACUUCUAUAAAUACUCAGACAUCCUGUGCUGCAACGAGACUGAGGCAGAGAUUCUGACGGGUAAGGCGGUGAGCAAUAUAGAAGAUGCCGGAAGGGCCGGGGUCGAGCUGCUGGCUCGGGGUUGCGGCUCCGUCAUCGUCACGCUGGGAUCUCAAGGCUGCGUGGUGCUGUCGUCACAAGACUCCAGCCCCACACACAUUCCAACAACCAAGGUCACCGCUGUUGAUACGACGGGGGCCGGCGACAGCUUCAUCGGAGCGUUGGCGUUCUACCUGGCGUUUCAGCCGUCUCUGACUCUGGAGGAGAUGUGUCGCCAAGCCAACGUGGUCGCCAGCCUGUCAGUCCAGAAAGAGGGAACGCAGACCUCCUUUCCCAGCAAGAAGGACUUCCCUACGCCUGUAACCUACUGACCUCAUAACCACAUGGACCUGCCAGCAGCACAAUGCCUAUUGUAUAGCUUAGUCACCUUAUAACCUGGAGGACUUCCCUGCACAACUCCAAUAGCAUACACACACAUUACUGACCCACAAUCACAGUCAUUGUGUAGUACAAUUAACUGCUGGCAGUAAGAUGAAAUUUCCAUGGGGUUGUGUGCACAAUACGAUUACUCUUCCUAAAUGUGUAUUUCUGCUGUUGAUUAAUUGAUUGCCAAUGAACUAAUUGUCAUUUCUGAAAUGGUUUGAGAUGACUGGUAUUGGUUAAGGCUUGUGAUUUUCAAGCAGUUGUACAGUAAGCAUACAGUUCAUUGUUCAUUCAUUUUUCAUUGAGGGAAAUUAUUUGCACUCAACCUAGAGCUUUGUACGGCCCUGAAUGCAAAAAAUAGACUCUGAGCCAAUCAUAAGACUGAUUGACUAUCAAACAGACUACCGGUAGUAUUUUUAUUUUAAAGAACUUUUAUGUUAAAACUAAGCUUGAUGUAAUUUAAUAUGUUUUCUGGAAGAAUUUUAUUUACCGAUAUUAGCUAAUUGGAAAAAGAUGUAAUACACCUGUUGGAAAUGCACCAAAAGCCAAGUGAGGGGAGUCGUUUUGCAAAACGCAGCAAGUUCUGAAAUAUCUGCACUGUUCUUCAAGUUCUGCACUGAAAUAUCUGUUAACCCAUUUAUGCCUGAUGUUGCGUACGUAUACCAUGCAUUGGUAUACUAGGCGCCCGGAGCGACAUAGACGCUGCAUUCAGGCCCUUGAAAUGUCUUAUUUUUAUUAAAAAUGUUUGAGCUGAAUGAUCACAUUCUAAUGCAAGAUGAGGGUCCUAGGUUUUACAUGCAACUUUUUUCCAUGUUCAUUUCUGUGCUUCGGAUGCUGUGAUAUUUAGGUUUUUACAGGCUGAGGGCACCUUUUCCCCAAGAGGGCUUAGGAAUUCAGCAGGCGUUUUUUUGCAGGUGCCUUA
Molecule: messenger RNA, 2093 nt
Organism: Engraulis encrasicolus (European anchovy)
Lineage: Eukaryota; Metazoa; Chordata; Actinopteri; Clupeiformes; Engraulidae
Gene: rbks
Product: ribokinase
Exons: 9
Coding region: 178-1119 (313 amino acids)
Biological process (GO): D-ribose metabolic process
Molecular function (GO): ribokinase activity
Source: RefSeq, a predicted model, not a curated record